Patiria miniata (bat star) is the source of this 2311-nucleotide messenger RNA. Its product is annotated as monocarboxylate transporter 12-like. The transcript has 5 exons. Gene Ontology annotation, biological process: transmembrane transport; monocarboxylic acid transport. Gene Ontology annotation, molecular function: monocarboxylic acid transmembrane transporter activity. NCBI's taxonomy places the organism in Eukaryota, Metazoa, Echinodermata, Asteroidea, Valvatida, Asterinidae. The record is from RefSeq and is a predicted model, not a curated record. The coding region runs from base 164 to 1447 and encodes 427 amino acids.
AAUAGCUGCUGGCUGAGCUUAUCUGAAUCUACCUUUCCGCGAACUCAGUGUGUAUGGUCAGCACUGAGUUGUACAUACGCCUAUUUGCUAUCACACAUUUUCCUGAACUACACAGCGUGUAUCGUAAAAGAAUUCUGAUAAUAACAAGCUGCGGAACCGAGAAAUGACAUCCAACAUGAGGGAUACUAAUGUUAGUCAGAUUCAAGAUGAGGCAUCAUCGAUGGGUUGGGUUGCAGUAUUGACGAUGUGGACCAGGGGUGUUAUCCGAGUGGCGAUGCUCAAGGGACUAGGAAUGAUGCUGCCAACACUACAAGAUCAAUUUGGGACAACGACGUGGGCCAUUGGGUGGAUGACUUCACUGAUAGUCGCAGUGGGAGGUUUAGUUGCUCCUAUGGCAGGGUUACUUGGUAGACGAUUUGGAGCGGGAAAUGUUAUCAUGAUAUGCGGUGCGAUGAUUGGCAUUGCUUUCAUUGCUAGUUCCUUCGCAAAAACUUCAAUUCAGCUGACGAUGAUUUUAACGCUGUUAGCAGGUUCCCCUCUUAUUGUGCCUCUAGUGCUUACCAAAGAGGCUAUUGGUCGAUGCUACAACAAGAACCUUGCUAAAGCCAGCGGUAUCGCACGAACGGGUUCUUCCAUUGGAUUAGUCGUGGCCGCGCCUCUGAUCCAGAUAUCCCUCGACACGUUUGGGUGGAGAGGAACCAUGCUGUUGAUCGGUGGAGGGAUAAUGCAUCUUGUCCCCUGUGGUGUCCUCAUGAGGAAAAAUGGAACAACGCCGAACAACAGUUAUCAAGAGGUCCCCAAAGACGAGCCAGAAACAGCUCCUCCCUCUGCUUGUGCUGCAUGUUUGGAGAGCGUCUUCAAGAACUUUGAUUUGUCGCUUCUUCGCAAUUUCCAGUACUGGUCGGUGGCUGCCAUAUAUGUUUGUUUUAACUUUGCCUACGACAUGUGGGUGAUCUAUUUUGUGUCCCAAGCUCUAUCAAAAGGAUUCUCAUUAGAGGACGCAGCAGUUUUCGUCACCGUAGCGGGCGUAGGGAACCUGCUAGCAAAAGUGUCGCAGGGCUUCAUCAUAGACGCAGGGCUAAUAUCCUGCUGGGGUCUGAUGGUCAUAUGCAUCAUCGUCAGCUCGUUGGCGUUCUUUGUUACGCCUUGGCUGGCCUGGUAUUGGACGAUGAUGUUGACGGCGUUGCUGGUUGUCAUUUGCGAUGGUGUCUUGGCUUGUCUUCAUGACGUUCUUGCCAAACAGGUACUUGGAGUGGAAUUGUUGGCUGGUGCCUAUGGAUGGAUGGAUGUCAAAGCUACUAUGGCGAGGCUGUUCUUUGGCUUUAUUCCAGGUUGGAUUUACGACACUACCGGAAGUUACAACGCUGCAUUUAUUUUCUUAGGCUGUUUGCAGUUGGUGUGCAUGAUCCCGCUUGUCGUCCUCAAAUAUGUCCACUCCGUCAAGUGAGUGCUGAUCGUUCCAGCGUGUUUAACACCCUCCGUUAAAUAUAUUGUUCUCUAUCUGUAAGGUAUAAAUUCAAAAAUUGUAUAGCAUAUAGCUGAGUUAUUUUGUAGUGGUUCAUGAUAUUAGAAUAUUAGUAGGUCUACUGUUAACUUAGAAUUACUUAGCAUAGACGGAGGUAUAUUAACAACGUUUUGUUCAAUGUAAUAACACGCUUAUACAAAUUCAUAAUUUUUUGUGAAUUUAGUUUAAUUACACAAGGGUCUUUCGCAUUAUUUAUGCAUUCAAUUUCGUUUCCGUUUACACAUUAAUUUGUUAUAGUCAUGUACACUUUUCUAGCAAUACAAAAGUGAUUCUCUCUUGAACUAGACAUCGACUGAAAAAAAUCGGUCCACGAUGAAUGACAGUGACCGAUUGUGAGAAAACAGUUGUUGAAAAAAAAAACAAUUCGAAUAUCCCUUUCGCAUAUGCAUUUUCCAUUUUUAUGAAAAUGUUUUCCCACUUGUGCGGAAAGGUGUGAAAAAGUUUUCCCACUUUGGGAAAUUCUUUGUGAAAUGAAAAUGAAUUCCCUGGGAAGAGAAAAAGUAUGACGGGAAAUUCCCAUUCCCAGGUUCACUUCUAAUUGUACUUCACUGCUUAUUUUAUAUUCAUUAUUUUGUUAUUUAUACAACUAUGCGGACAGUUUGCAUUUCUGUUUCAAAGAGGAGUUGAUACCAAAUUGUACGUUUUACGAUGUAUGUUCUGCCUCGUUAGCAAGUUAAAACAAUCUUCGGUGGUUAUCAUGGAAGUUAAAAAGCAUAAUCAAACUAGACGCUGCAGAGUCUUUGAAAGUUUUACUUUUGAAAAAAAGAUCACUCCCCCCCAAAAAAA